UGUUGUGGAAGAGGAUUCUGCAGCCCAAACCACAGGUCACAUGACAGAUUUGUGCAGCGAUGAAGCAGACAACUCUCCUCCUCUUCAGCUUCACACGCUCAAGCAGUUUGAACAGCACCUGAAUGACCUGAAGAAGGAGAACUUCAGCCUCAAGCUCCGCAUCUACUUCCUGGAGGAGAGGAUUCAGCAGAAGUACACGGAGAGCAGCGAGGAUGUGUACCGCACGAACAUUGAGCUGAAGGUGGAAGUAGAGAGCUUGAAGAAGGAGCUCCAGGACAAACAAGAACUUCUGGAUAAAGCCCUCACAACAGCAGAAAGUUUGACCAACAACAAUGAAGCAGAGCUGCAGAGACGAUGUCAGGAGCGACAGCAGGAAAUUGACCACAUGCAGCAGGUGCUGGAGACCAAGAUUCAGCUCCUGCAGGAGGAGGCCCAGCUAGCUCGCAGCGAGGCUGAGAGGAUGGCCUCGCUGGCCGGGUCCCACUCCCACGCCUCCCUCGUUUCACUGGACGCCGCCAUGGAGGAGAUCCCCGAGGACGAGAGGCCUCCACACCUCCUGUCCCCGUCCAACACCAGCAAAGACAGGCUAAUAGAGGAACUGACCGAAGAGCUUCACUCUAAUGAGGCCUUCAUCACCGAGCUCUGCGACGAGAAAGAAACACUCACGCUCAGGGUUGGAGAGCUGGAGGAACAAGUUCAGGAGCUGUCCUCAUCUCUGCUACAGAAGGACAAGGACAUUGAGUUUUAUCAAGAGGAACUGGGUCAGGAGAGGCUGAGAAUCGAACAGGAGAUGCAGAACCUUGUCGAGGAGCAGCAGAGUCAACUCAACCAGUACGAGUGUGCGGCCGGCCAGUGCGUCAGCGAGCUGCAGAAGGCUCAGCUCCAGGUUCAGUCCCUGCAGGCUAAGAUCCAGGAGAGCGAGGCCAACAACAUGAAGCUGCAGGAGAAACUGAACGAGAUGGAGUGCGAGCUGCGCUCAAUCCGCCAGGCUGCUCAGAGUCAGGAGAGGACCAUUCAGGGCCUCACAGAGUCCAUCAGUACUAAAGACAACGAGGCSCAGGAGCUGUACCAUCUGAUCGAAGGACAAAACGACACUCUGUGUAAGCUGCAAGAAUUGGCUCAUCGCAACCAGCUUGCUCAGAACCAGGCUCCAGCAGGGAUGAGCGAGUCCUUGACGCUGGCUCACCUGCAGAACGAGCUGGUCCGGGUGCAGGGCUCCUUGUUCUCCCUCGGUCUGGAGCUGGAGGCCAGUCAGAGGAGUUUAAGACAGAGUGAAAGGCAAGGGGACGACCUGUUGAAAUUCAAGGGUCGGCUCAGCUCGGACCUCCAAGAGGCCCUGCAGCACCGGGAGGUCACGGCGAAACACAACCAGGAUCUGCAUCACGCCCUCCAGAGAACCCGCUCCGAGCUCCAGAGUAAGGAAGCGGCCCUGAAAGAGAGCGAGGCGGAGAGACGCGCGGCGGCGGAGGAAAAGGACCGGUUCAUUGAACAGCUCAAACACUCCCUGCAGGACAAGGAGCUACAGCUACAGGAAUACUCUGAGAUGGUGGAGGCGACAAAAAGCUCCAAACCAAGAGACGUCCUGCUGGAGAAACUAAGGGAGCGCAUUAAAGAAAGAGACAGAGCCCUGGAGCGCUCCAUUGACGACAAGUUCUGCUGUCUGGAGGAACGGGAYGGCCAGCUGAGGAGGCUGCAGCUGGCCCUCAGGGAGAAGGAGCGAGAYCUGGAGAGGCUCCGCUGCAUCCUGUCCAACAACGAGGAAACCAUCACGAGUUUGGACGCUCUGGUGCGAAGCAAAGAGCUGGAGCUGGAGCAGGCGGCGGAGGCCUACAGGAACCUCCAGUGGCUGAAGCAGAAGAGCGAGGAGGAGGAGAGGAACGCUCUGCGAGAGAAGGACGCCCUCGUCGACCAGCUGCAGACCGCUCUGCGGGCACGCAGCCAGGAGACGCAGGAACUCACGGCGGCCCUCGUUGCCCGAGGGCAAGCCGGUCCCGCCGAGGUGGUGGAGGAGCUGAAGACUCGUCUGGCUCUUAAAGAGAAGCUCUUCCAGGAGCUGUUGUCGGACCGCAGCCGCCAAACUGAUGAACACCGAGCGCAGGUCCAAGAUCUGCUCAGCACACUGGGCUCUAAAGACCAGUAUCUGCAGGACUCCUGCUACAGGCUGUCCUUAGUGAUCAGUGAGCGGACAGCUCAGCAGCAGGAGCUCCGCAGACAGCUGGCRCAGACGGAGCAGGAACUGUGUGAGCUGAGGAGGGACAGGGAGAGAGACGAGGGAGGAGAGACGGACCACCUGCGAAGGCUCCUUAAAGAAAAGGAAGCUUUUAUUAAGGAGCUGAUUCAGGACCAGGAUGAAGCUGUGCAAAAAGAGACAGAGGCAGAGAUGAAGGCUCUGAAGGAGGACAUGCAGCUGGUGCUGAAGAAGGAGCUGGAGGCUCAGGAGGAGAUUUCUGCUCUUAGGUCGUCUUUGGAGGAAGCAAAAGACGGCACCGAUCACCAAUAUGUGCUGGAGCAGCUGGUGACCGAGUACAAGAAGCUGAACGAUGCCCUGAAGGUUGAGAAGAAGCUGUACCAAAAUCUGACCCUCCAUCACAAGAGUGACGGCAGCUCAGAGAAGAUCCAGGCUCUCCACACGGAGCUAGAUUCUGUUCAGGCGCUUCGCGGGCAGCUGGAAGAGGUCCUGGGCAGAACCCGCAGCAUGGCCCUGGCACUGGAAAGGGCAGCUCAAAGGCAGCCUGACACUGGAGAGCUCAGUUCAGAGGAGGAGGAGGGAGAUGAUGAAGACGGCAGCAGCGAGGAGUUCACGGACAGCAUCGAGGAGGAUGAAAACAAUGUGAGCAGCAGAAGUUUGAAAUCUGUUCAGUCUCAAAGAGUUGAUGGUGUGAGUGGAGAACUGGUGAGGAGCUCCUYGCUCCAAAAAGCUGAAAUAAAACAGCUUGAAGAAUCUAAGGAGACACUUGAAGCUGAGAUUGAAGAAAUCCAGUCCCAGCUGAGAAAGGAUGGAUUCAGCUCUUUGGCUGAGAUGAGGACUGUCCUGCAGAGGCUGCAGCAGGAGAAUCAGGCUUUCAAAGAAAAUCCCCCUAGAGUGGUGGGCCUGAGUGCAAACACUGUGAAUAAUUUGAUUCAAGAGGAGGAGGAGGAGGAGGAGGAGUGUAGUGCAGAAGAGGAUGAAGAGUUGGUAACAUUGCAGAUGGUGUCUGGAAAGCGAGGUCCUCCUCAUGCUAGUCAGAGCAAUGAGUCGGGGAAGAGGCACUGCAGGAGGCCCUGUUCUUUGGACCUGACGUCCCACCUAACCCGGACGAAGCUGGAGUUUAGCCACAGCAAAGAGGUGUUGGAGCUCGGUCAGGAUACUGAAGAAGGUCUCCAGGAGCAGGCGGCUCGUCUUCGGUCCGACUUGGCUCUGAGCUGCCAGGAGAUCAGAGAGCUGCAGGAGAGGCUGAUGGUGUCUGAAGCCACAGUCCAGGCUCAGGCUGAGCAGCUGAAGGACUACAGAGAUCUGCUUACAGAGACAUCUGUCCAGCAGGCUAGUAAGCAGGUGCAGGUGGACCUCCAGGAUCURGGUUAUGAGACCUGCGGCCGCAGUGAGAACGAAGCAGAGAGAGAGGACACCAGCAGUCCAGAGUUCGACGACCUGGAGAUGUGCACGUCGCUGUCCCAUCACCAGAGCUGCGACCCUGCGGGCGGCGGCUGGUACGCUGGAGACCGAGGAGCGUAUGAAAUGGGGGAUGAGUCGGCGUCCCUCCAGCACCUAGUCCAGGACCUGCGCUCACAGCUGACCCGCUGCCACAAAGUGAUCCGUGGACUGCAGCUCCGAGUCCGCUCCCUGUCUACCACGAGCGAUUACGCCUCCAGCCUGGAGCGCACACCUCGGAAGGUUAACUGGGCGUUUGAGAAAUCCCCAGCUGCUAGCGGUGUGGAGGAGGACGAGGGCUGGAUGUCUGACACCCAGGGAGUCCGAUCCAGCUCCAGGCCCAAUAGGGAGCUGCAGAAGCUCGUGGAACGAGUUACUUCACUCGAGGCUCAGCUGAAGACCACCAGAGUGGAGGGCAAAGAUCAAGAAGAGGAGGGGAAAUGUGCCACCUGGCCUGGGAAGUACAACUCUUUGAUCCAGGCUCAAGCUCGCGAGCUGUCCCACCUGAGGCAGAGGAUGAGAGAGGGGCAGAGGGUCUGCCACAUCCUGACCCAACACUUAGGAGAUACCACCAAGGCUUUUGAAGAGCUCCUGCGAGCCAAUGAUGUGGAUUACUACAUGGGUCAGAGCUUUAGGGAGCAGCUGGCUCAGAGCGGCACUCUGGCACAAAGAGUUAUCACCAAAAUAAGUGGACGGGAGCACGCAGAGAGCCAUGAUGAUAAGACAGGUCAUGAGUUGCUUGCCUUAAGGCUGAGCAAGGAGCUGCAGAGGAAAGAUCAACUCAUCGAGUCGCUCCACACCAAACWGCAGCAGCAUCCCGAGACCCCGUCCAGCUGCCACGCCCUCUCUGAGACCACUGACCACUCGGACAGGACCUCCCUGGUGUCUGACGAGGACCAAACCAAUGAGGACCUGGAGCUGGGCUCGGAUUUGGACGCCAGAGAGUUUCAGGAGGAGCGGCAGGGACACGCGUCAGAACCAGAUGUCCCCCCAUCUCUCCUUCCUCCUCAUGGUUUCCUCAAGUCCUCCAGCAGCUGUCCCAACAUGCGUUGCUCAGUGGGUCUGACCCCUCAGACAGCUGGAGCUUUUUUCAGUGCUCCUGUCUCCUCUCCUUCUGUCCCCUCCCCUGGCCCUGAUCUCUGGGGUUAUGUCCCCCGGCCCAGGGCCCUGUCUGUGACCGCUGUUCGCCCAGARCUAGACACGCUGUACAAACAGAUGCAGAACAGGGSCUUUCCAGCCCCCCAUGACCAGACCCUGUUCCGUCUUUCAUCAGGCGCUCACAACCAGCACGAUUUCUCCAGCUUCAACCAGCUAUCCCAGCAUGCCUUUCAACACUACCAGCUCGGAGGCGUCUCAGAGGGCCACUCCAUCCACUCCGACUCAGGUUUAAUGUCAGGAAGACCUUUGUGGGACAUGGAGAACUUUSUUCAGCCAGUCGGAGGCUAUGCUGGUCACCAAACAGGAGGCAGCCAAGCAGGAGUGAAUUUGAUAGAGGAACACCUGCAGGAGGUAAGGUGUCUCCGUCAGCGUCUGGAGGAGUCCAUCAGAACCAAUGAGAGGCUCAGGCUGCAGCUGGAGGAGAAACUGGCUUCUAAUGGGCGCGAAGGAGGAGCAGCAACAAACAUCUAUAUUCAGGGCCUGGACACYGUCACUCAGCUGUCUAAUGAGAUCCGAGUUCUAAAGGAGGAGAACCUGGCUCUACAGUCCCGCCUGCARGCUAGCACAGACACAAACCAGGAGGUGGUGCAGUUGCGAGAGGCGGCGUUUGCGGCCCGCACCCGUCUGAAGCAGGCCGAGCUGGAGGCCGAGCAGUGGAAGGAGGAGCUGCGACGCCUUCAGGCUCACACUCAGGAGCAGGGACAGCAGAUUCACACAUUCAGGCAGGAGCGACAGGCCAGCCAGGACAAAACUAACAGGCUACAGCAUGAGGUGUCUCUGCUGCAGCAGCAGCUGAGUGAGAGCCGGGAGCUGAUCCACUCCCUGCAGAGUGAGCUGCACGUUUAUGAUCGAGUGUGUUCCAGCACCAAGGCAAACAAAGGKUACCUGUGCGAGGUGGCCGGUCUUCCUGUGGAGCUGGGGGAGCUGCUGGGGGAGGUGAGGAGUCUGCGAGCGCAGCUGCAAAGCAGCGUCCAGGAAAMCAGCGCUCUCAAGCAGCUGGAGCUGCACAAGCAGCUGGAGCAGAAGCUGGGCGUUGGGUCUCCACGGACUCCGUCUCUGUCUGCCCUCACUGCCAGUCCUCAGAGAGACACCUUCUACAGACGGCAGCUGCUGCACGACCCAGCUCCGUCUCCACCAGUCAGGGACAUUGGUCUGUUUAACUGUGGAUCCCCUGGUCCCCCCUACUCAGAUCUAGAUGACAGCCAUAGCACUGCAAAUGACCCUCUGGAUCCACACUCUGAACUGGAGGGGGAGGCACCGGACGGGUCAUUCGCGAACCGCAACGGUCGCCACGCUAUUGGCCACGUGGACGACUUCAGCGCUCUGCAGCAGCAGGUGCUGGAGGGCCGGAGUCUCGUCCAGCGCAUGGAGACCACCCUGCAGGCCUGGCUUGCCCCACCGCUGCUGGAGGGCAAAGAGAAAGAGAGCAGAGAACUGGUUCUGGAUUACGGAGGAAUAAAGAGCUUUCUGUUGAGCACCAAGACUCUGAGACAGAUCCUGGAGGAGGCAGCAGCUCUGCUGAAGAUGUUCUGGAGAGCAGCUCUUCCCAGCACUGAUCCCUCCAUCCACAAUCUGAAGAAGGAGCAGUGCAUGCAAGAGGAAAUCUUGUCCCUAAAACUGCGAAUCUCCGAGCAGGAAGAGGUCCUUAAAGGGACGGUGCAAAGACUGAGGAACACCAGUCGCACCAAGGAGAGCAUGGAGCACUUCAUAGUCAGCCAGUUAUCGAGGACGCGUGAUGUUUUGAAGAAAGCAAGGACAAAUUUAGAGAGGAAUGAGCUGAGACUUUCUUCUCUAAGCUCCUCCCCUUCCUGUCCUUACGCCGCUGAGAACUCAGGAGGCGCUGCCAGAGACCAGCUUGCUGAUCGCAGUCUCCUGAUGUCCAGCGGUGCUUCUGGAUCCUCGAGAGCRGCAGCCAAUCAGCGCCUGACAGCGAGGAAGCGCAGCAGCCAAUGCCUGCUGUAGACUUUUAAGGAACCAGCCUCAAUGCUACGACCUCUGACCUCUGCUAAACCAGCCAAGUCCCUCCGCCCACCUCCCCCCAUCCCACAUAUCGACCUGCCCAGGCUCCGUCUUUUCCUCCUUUCCUUACCUCCUCCAAGCAGUACAGUCUGCACCUUGAGCCUCACCCUCCCACCUGUUUGUGACUUUCUCUCUCUCUCUCUUUCUCUAUCUCUCUCUCUCUCUCUCUCCCCUCCACCUUCCCCUGUUGUUGUCUUUUAGUGAACAGAAAUCAGAAACAGUCCGCAGUGUUGGCCUUGUCGUGUGUGCAACAGAAAGUUGAGUAAAAAGUGCUUCUGGUGGUUUCAGUAACGUACAUCCUACUGAUGGAUCUGUCUCAGCUGCUCAUCUGUGACUUCACACGCUGUCAUUGUUACAGAUAAAAUCACACAAAGCUGGACAGCCUGUGAGCGGAAAACAAAAAGAAAACAAAAAAGAUGUCCGUGCAUGUUAAAAAUGGUUUGAGAGAGGAGUUCUGCACACGAAGUUUGACUUGAUCUGUUUGAACUGCUCGCUCGAAGACAGCUCACCUGCGACGUUGUCCUCCAUGGCUUGUGUUUUUAUUAACAUCCUUUUGCAAAUGCAAUGCAAAAAAAAGUAUUUAAAAAAAACGACCUCAUAAGCUAUCAUUACACACGAUGGAGGAAUGUAGGUAGGUUGUGUCUAUUUGUGGAGGAAGUCAGCUAUUAGCCAAUGUUUAUUAAUAAUCUUAGCAAAGCCAGAGAGAAGUUCUGUUUAAGACCCGAGCUGCUUCGUUUAGGUCCCAGCUGCUGACCUCAAACUGCAAAGUAUUUAACGAAUCUAAGAACGUGGAGCCAUUAAAGUUAAUUGUUAAUGGACCKGAACCAGACUUAACACACGUCCCCACUCCUUUUGAGCACGUGCAAUAAUAUUUCUUCAGUAAUUAUGCUACACUGGGUUAGAACUCACUCUUAUUUAUUCACGGUUUAAACACAACUGGUGUUAACGAUUGUACUCCUGAGUGUURAUGCAUGAACCAGGUUGUACCUGAAAACCGACACGACGGAGCAGAGAAAUGCCAAAGUUUGAACCUUGAACUUUUCAACUCUGACCUGCCUUAUCCAUGUGAAUGGUAAAGCCCAGAUUGGAUCAACCACAGGGUUACCAAUAUGACUUUUUAUUGAUUUGUAGCUUUAAAAAAAAACAGGUCUUUAGAACUAUAGAGACGGUAACCGUUAGACAGGUGGUUCAGUUUACUGAAACURUUUAUUUGGACCAAAACUUAUUUUCUUAUUUCAAGUUAUUUUUUUCUUGGUUCAGAUUGUCAAAGCAUUCCCAUGGUAAUGGCGAAGUAGAUUAAUAAGUUCAUGCAAACUUUGGCAGGCUGUUGGUUUAAUUAUUGUCCCAUUAUUCAGUUCAGAUUCACGUUUAUUUCGAGUUUUGGUGUUUUUUUUUUGUUUUGUUUUUUUGCUGUAAAUAUGCCAUUUUCAGCUGUAAAUAACCUGCUUUCAUGUAUGAAUUUUUUAGUGUGUGUGAGUGUGUGUUUGUGUGUGUGUGUGAACAUCCAACAUUUGCUUUUGGCAAAGUUGAUUAUCUGGGUAGCUGUGCAAUAGCUCGCUUUUUAAAAAUUUUGAUGUUAAACAUCAUUUAUUGAUUUUUGUGCGUCCUUGCUUUUCUCUACCUCUCAUGGUUUUUUUUCAUGUGUGUGUGUGUGUGUUCGAGGAUGAAGCCACUUUUAAUCAAUUAAUCACAUGGGUCGUAUCAGAUUAGUCCAAACUAUGCCUUUAUGAUAUUGAAUACACUGAUCAUGAAUCACAAAGCUCUGGUUAAUGUUGCUUCGCUUGCCUUUAAAGUUAGCCUGAGAGCGUUUUCGGUCUCAGUGGUAGAAAUGGCCUUGAUAAAGCUUGUACUUGAUUUCUGCUAACUGAGGUUUUUUUCACGUUUGGAAAAAAGAAAAAAAAAGAAAGAAAAAGAGGAAAAAAGUUGCCAAGUAUUUUAAAGGUGGUUCAGAAGGAGYUUGAGUUGAUUGUAAAGCUCAAACUCCACCUUGUUGGAGUGUAAACAAAGCUCUUUUUUUUGUCUCUUUUGCUUUUAGGGAAAGAACCAAACGGYGAAUUAAAGCAAUGUAUUGUUGGUAUUGAGUUGCAUAUGUAUAUAGUGCUAUCUGGUUGGUGCAGGUUAGUUCUGCGUGUGUGCAUAAUGAGCUACUAAGUAAGCCUACUCAGGACUCUGUACUGGUCCUGUCUUUGGUGUGAUGUAUUGGCRACAGUAUUAGCAAUGAAGAUGUUUGAGAAAGAACAAAUAAAAAWUUGGAAAACAA
This is a messenger RNA of Austrofundulus limnaeus, 9065 nucleotides long. RefSeq names its product phosphodiesterase 4D interacting protein (gene pde4dip). NCBI's taxonomy places the organism in Eukaryota, Metazoa, Chordata, Actinopteri, Cyprinodontiformes, Rivulidae. The record is from RefSeq and is a predicted model, not a curated record. Gene Ontology annotation, molecular function: molecular adaptor activity. Gene Ontology annotation, biological process: positive regulation of microtubule nucleation; centrosome cycle; regulation of Golgi organization. Gene Ontology annotation, cellular component: Golgi apparatus; centrosome.